Molecule: messenger RNA, 791 nt
Organism: Arabidopsis lyrata subsp. lyrata
Lineage: Eukaryota; Viridiplantae; Streptophyta; Magnoliopsida; Brassicales; Brassicaceae
Exons: 3
Coding region: 67-471 (134 amino acids)
Biological process (GO): translation
Cellular component (GO): mitochondrial large ribosomal subunit
Molecular function (GO): structural constituent of ribosome
Source: RefSeq, a predicted model, not a curated record
AAUUUAUACCUCUUUGGUUUUCUAGUCUUCACUUCCGUCAGCUAUAGCUUUGGAGAAACUGCAUCAAUGGCGUUGAGAUUGACAUCGCUAAAACGCGCCGCGGUUGAGUCCUACCGCAUUUUGGAAACCCGAAGCUUCAGCCAUGUCGCUGCGAUGCCUUCGCCCUUGAACGGAGCAUUCGAUCGACCGAUUUCUAUGCCGCCGCCGGUUUUACCUGAGUUCGAUCAGAAUCAACCGGGUUUGAUCGAUGAAAAGAGCUUCGGGUUCGGGCUUCCUAGUUUUGCUUUUAAUGGAUCCAUGGAGCUAAUGGCUGUGCCUAAGAAGAAGAUUUCUAAACACAAGAGAGGAAUAAGAAAUGGCCCAAAGGCUCUUAAGCCUGUUCCUGUGAUCAUCCGUUGCAGGAGUUGCGGGCGAGUCAAGCUGCCACAUUUCUUCUGUUGCAGCGGUGAGCGGCUAAACCCUAGUGAGUAAGGCAAUUCGAACAACUGAUCAAGGUUUCCAAUAUGAUUACUCCUUGUUGGAUAUCAAGAGGGAAAAAUCUUGGCUUUCUUAGUAGUACACUGGAGUGAUUAUAGACUUAGUUGAUGCUGUUUUGGAAAAUUAUUUUAUGCUGCAAUAUCAAUAUUCCAUGCUUCUUCUGACAAAUUAUGUUAUUGUCAUUUUGCUUGUUGCAAAGUUUAGGCUAGCUCAUUUUUAUAUAUGUGCUCUUAGAUUUGGAUUCAACAGCUAAAUCUAUUCUAAAUGGAUAACUAGAUUCACGUGAAACCAUCUAUACAAGUUUUUGAAGCUCU